Molecule: messenger RNA, 1152 nt
Organism: Candidozyma haemuli
Lineage: Eukaryota; Fungi; Ascomycota; Pichiomycetes; Serinales; Metschnikowiaceae
Product: zinc-dependent alcohol dehydrogenase
Exons: 1
Coding region: 1-1152 (383 amino acids)
Molecular function (GO): zinc ion binding; oxidoreductase activity
Source: RefSeq, a predicted model, not a curated record
AUGUUGCUGUUUGCCAAAAGUGCUCGUUUUUCAGCCAGAGCACUUUGCAGCCAUUCUUUACCUCUGGCUGAACGUCUUUCUUUUACACGCUUGAACAGUACGGCUCGUGUUAUUCCAGAAACACAAAAAGCAGUGGUUUACGAGACCCAUGGAGGGCCCUUGCUUUAUAAGGACGUGCCUGUGCCUAAGCCUAAGCCAAACGAGUUGCUUGUGAAUGUGAAGUACUCUGGAGUGUGCCAUUCUGAUUUGCAUCUUUAUAAAGGUGAAUGGCCGUUUAAGGUUAAGUUACCGAUUGUGGGAGGCCACGAGGGCGCUGGAGAGGUGGUGGCGGUUGGCGAUGCAGUUAAAGGCUGGAAAGUGGGUGAUCUUGCUGGUGUGAAAUGGAUCAACUCGCUGUGCCAGCUGUGUGAGUAUUGUACUUCAGGGCAUGAACCAGUUUGCUCAUCACUGGUGAUUUCUGGGUGUCAUCAGGAUGGCACGUUCCAGCAAUACACUGUGGCAGAUGCCAUUCAGGCUGCUAGGAUCCCUCAGGGCACGAAUUUGGCUGAAGUUGCACCCAUUCUUUGUGCUGGACUCACAACUUAUAAGGCAUUGAAGGCUUCCAACGCCAAGCCAGGCAAUUGGGUGGCCAUUGUUGGUGCUGGAGGUGGUUUGGGAAGUUUGGCAGUCCAGUACGCAAAGGCAAUGGGAUUUAUGGUGGUGGGUAUUGAUGGUGGAACAGAUAAGACACAAUGGGCCAAGUCUUUGGGCGCUGACGAAGUUAUUGACUUCACAAACACGCCUGACUUGCCCAAGAAGGUUUUGGAAGUAACAGAAGGCGGCGCCCACGGCGUGGUGAACGUUUCUGCUUCUUCUGAGGCUCUUCAACAGACUAUUUCUUAUGUGAGACCAACAGGAUCGGUGGUUUUAGUUGGCAUCCCAGGCAAGCCGUCAUUAGAAGUGCCCGUGAUCCCCACGGUGGCUAAGAAUCUUAAGAUUGUCGGUUCACAAGUGGGAAACAGGAAAGAUACACUGGAGGCAAUUGAGUUCUUCACUAGAGGCUUGAUCAAGUCUCCAGUUAGAGUGGCUGGCUUGUCUGAGUUGCCUAGGAUUUUUGAUGAGAUGGAAAAGGGUAUCAUCUUGGGACGUUACUCGGUUGAUACUUCGAGAUAG